GCUGCUCUGAGGCCAGGCCUGGCGUGUCUCAUGAUGGUGACAUCGUGGUCUGGAGCCAGGACAGAGCUGCAAUCUGCUGCCUGCCUGAUCCAGCUGCAGGGUGGACUUUGCCCGCCCCUGGUAUAUGGCAACUGCCCAGCCUCAAGGUUUCUGGCACUGAAAUCUGAUGUAUCUUCUAAUGUGAAAUUAAAGGCAGGUGGUAACGAAGCUUUCUGUUGUGGCACAGCUUCUGUUUGAGUAACUGUGGGGCUUGCUUUGAAAAUCUGCCACCUGCUGGAACAUAAAGGUGUGUCUUGAUACUGCAUGAAAAGGCUAAGUGACAAAAAGAGAGAUCACUUCAGAGGCCUUUGAAACAUGUACUUCUACGGAUGCAAGUGUAACUAGAUCAGCUCAGAAGGCAAGACUUUUGAUGCUGGGUUAGAUUCUAGUCCAUCUGCUCCAGUAUCCUGUCUUGGAAAGAGGCUCAGCACCUGAUGUAUUGAAGGAAGAUCCAGGAAACGUCACGGAAGACACCCAUGGGAUACUGUAAUCAAAGCUGCUAUGAGAAAAUACCCCAAUCCCAUGAAUCCAUGUGUAGUAGGAGUAGAUGUGCUAGACAGAAGCCUUGACAACCAGGGAAGGUUACAUAGUCAUCGCCUCCUCAGCACAGAAUGGGGACUGCCAAGUAUUGUAAAAGCGAUUUUGGGAACAAAUAGGACUUUGACAUACAUCAAAGAACAUUCUGUAGUAGAUCCAGUGGAAAAGAAGAUGGAACUCUGCUCCUCCAAUAUUACCCUCACAAACUUGGUGUCGGUUGAUGAAAGAUUGGUCUACAGACCUCAUCCAGAAAACCCUGAAAAGACUGUACUGACACAAGAAGCAAUUAUUACGGUAAAAGGAGUUAGCCUGAGCAGUUAUUUGGAAAGUUUAAUGGCAAAUACAAUAUCCUCCAAUGCUAGAAAGGGCCGAGAUGCUCUGGAAUGGGUGAUCAACAAACUAAACACCGAGUUUGAGGAACUGAAACUCUCAACACGGGAGAGCAUGAAAUCCGCAAUGGCAGCAGCAUCAACAGAGAAUUGAGGCCACAGCACUGAAGAGCUGUGACAAACAGCUCUAUUCUAUGAACUCUUCCCUAGGCCUCCUCCAAGACUGAGCCACCAUCACUUUUUGUAUAUGAACAUUAGAUACAAAAGAACUUGAAAAAUGAAUGUUGGGUAUCUCCAGCCUCCACACAGCUGCUUUAGAAUCCAUUGAAGAUAUAAGUAGAGAAGUUCAAGUUAGUCUCUUUAUUUUGUGCCCUCCAGACAACUGAAACAGAAUCUUUGGCAGUUUUUUAAAUAAAAAAAAAUGGUAAGGUGUACCUUUUAUAGAGGAGGCUUUUUUUCCAUUUGAUACCCUCAGUUUGAAAGUUUUGGUGUAUUUGAGCCUCCACCCUUUUCUUUUUUUUUUAAAGGGAGCAACUAGUGCCAUGUGGAGGGUAGGUGGGUACAAAAAGCACUGACUGUUGUUCCCAUUUUCACUGUUUGAUAGUCUCUUAUGGCUAAGUGGAAAUGUAAGGAGGAGAGCGUGACACUUUGUAGAAUGACAGAGGUGUUUACUUGGGACACCUAAGCUGCAUCUUGCAUGAUGGCACUAACUUGCAUUGUUAAAUGCAGUGUCUGAACAAAAAACAUACUUACCUCUUGGAUAUUUUGUAUCCAAAUGCAGAUUUUUAUAGUCAUGAAUAAUCUUAACUAUAAUAACUAUCUUUGUAGCUUUACUGGGGGAUUGAGGACUUAAUUUAUUUUCAUAUUUAUUAUUCAGUGGCUCUAGGGUUUUCUGUGUUUAAAAAAGAGCAACUGAUGUCUCUCGGAAAGCACUGGAUAAAAGUUCACUCCAUUCUUUUAAUGCGGAGGUUUUGAAGAAUAUCUUUUACUGCUUCAUGGGUCCCUAUUCUGCACUUCAGAUCAUAACUAUAGAUGCAAAUCUGAUGUCACAAAUAAAAGCAAUCAUCUGAAGAAUCAGCAGGAAACUGAGACCAACUCUAAGAGUAAUGUGUUAUUUUUCUUGUAACUCUUUAGUUCUAAUAAAAUACUACUGAAAAUUAGAGGCCAAAUUGGCUUCUUUUUUUCCAGAGCUUUCCAUAAGCCAUCACUGGUUCUCUAUUUAGUUUUUUUUAAGUAACAUUUUUAACAUAAUUUGGUCAUGUUGGCACAAAUAAUCUUUUUUAGGCUCAUUUAAACGUUUAAGUUUUUCACUGUCAGAACAAGGAAUUAAUGCAUUUCACAGAGUAAAAUAAUAGAAAAAACAAGUUAAAUAGCCUUGCAGAAAGUAUGAAAUCCAGAAUUGUUACACAGUAUCAGCUUGUUUUUAAACGGACACAAGAAGAUGAACAUGUUGUGAAAGUACUGAAAGUUUUGGAUGCAACCUUUAAGUGAAAAUAGAUGUGUUUGUGGGUUUUCUGAGUUUUUCUGUGCACAGACCAAAGGAACAGUGUUCUGAAGAGCUGUUUUCUUGCGCAAGCAGAAAAUAAAUGGUUUUGGAAGUCGA
Messenger RNA from Alligator sinensis (Chinese alligator), 2508 nucleotides. It is a transcript of the gene PRELID3A, whose product is annotated as PRELI domain containing 3A. Bases 541 to 1059 code for a protein of 172 amino acids. Gene Ontology annotation, cellular component: mitochondrial intermembrane space. Gene Ontology annotation, biological process: phospholipid transport. Lineage: Eukaryota; Metazoa; Chordata; Crocodylia; Alligatoridae. The record is from RefSeq and is a predicted model, not a curated record. Gene Ontology annotation, molecular function: phosphatidic acid transfer activity. The transcript has 7 exons.